CCAGUGUUGCCUAACUUCGCAGUGGUAGUUUCUUUUUUCGUGUCAAUUUGAGAAAUUUGGCAAAAGUUAAUUGAAUAAAAGUAUUAAGCAAUUGUAAGGGUAUUUAAACACUGCCAGUCAUGUCCCUGUUAAACAAUGACGACAGCAUUCCCAACAUGGACGAGGAUCCACAGGUGGUCAUUCCGGACGAUGAGCCCUCGACAGCGGUUCGAAUGCCCAAUGGCAGAUCCAUGGACUCGCUGCGCUCCUCCUUCACCAACCGGAGCUCGACGCCGGAUUCAUCGCACAAUUCGCUGGAGGCCAUGGAAAUGGCCCAGGACGACCGGGAGGAGAAGGCCCGCCUCAUCACACAGGUCCUGGAGCUGCAGAACACCCUGGACGACCUGUCGCAGCGCGUCGAUUCCGUCAAGGAGGAGAAUCUCAAGCUGCGCUCCGAGAACCAGGUGCUCGGCCAGUACAUCGAGAACCUGAUGUCCGCCUCAUCGGUGUUCCAGUCCACCAGUCCCAGUGCGGCCAAGAAGAAGUAAUCUUCUGAUAACCCACCCACCCAUUGGAACUGGAAACCAAAAACCAUCUCAAAUAUGCCUUCUCGUUCACGCUAGAGCUAUAUUUUAAUCUAUAACACUCGAAAUUAAGCUAUUGCAAUGUUGUUUAAUUUGCCCAAUCGUCGAAUUUGUCUUUAUUUAGGCUUAAGCUUAUGGCGCGCUAUGUAUUUUAUACAUAAAAGUAAUUUAUUUAUAUAGAUAAUUAAUAAAUCAAUAAUAUACCCCAUCGCAA
Molecule: messenger RNA, 777 nt
Organism: Drosophila subpulchrella
Lineage: Eukaryota; Metazoa; Arthropoda; Insecta; Diptera; Drosophilidae
Product: short coiled-coil protein B
Exons: 2
Coding region: 120-527 (135 amino acids)
Cellular component (GO): trans-Golgi network
Source: RefSeq, a predicted model, not a curated record